AUGAAUAAUUUAUCUUCAUUGGUAUUUAUUAUUUUUAUAGCAUUUCAAUUCAUAUCUAAGUCAUACGAAUUGAAUGAUCAAGUUCUAGCUGAUAAUUCAUUAACCGUUCAAGAUGUUCCAAGUGGAGUUAUUUUAAAUGAUGAAGUAGAUAAUCAUAUUAUACAAAAAAGACAAAAAAGCAGUAAAACCAAAAAAAAUAGACAAAGAAAAAGAAGACAACUAACUGUUUCUAUUAAUAGCAUACUUACAAGUUUAGUUCAAUUACAACAACAAUUAAAUAUUGUCCAAUCACAAAUUUCACAAUUAACAACAAUAGCAUCAACGACAUCAACAGCUUCAACAGCAUCAACGGCAGCAGCUAUACCAUAA
Molecule: messenger RNA, 369 nt
Organism: Strongyloides ratti
Lineage: Eukaryota; Metazoa; Nematoda; Chromadorea; Rhabditida; Strongyloididae
Exons: 1
Coding region: 1-369 (122 amino acids)
Source: RefSeq, a predicted model, not a curated record